AUGCAUACUCGCGUUUUUCAAUCUGAAAAUGCGUCCGUCAAGCCAUUGGUCCUUUUUUAUGAGGACGACAGUGUCUUCUCGAAUUUCCAUCCGGCCAAAUUCACAACGAAUCCGUUGUUUGGAGAGGACGACGGAAAGUCGAUCGAUUUUACGUGUAGUGAACAAUAUUUCAUGUAAGUAUUUCAUAAUAUUUCAUAAUAUUUCAUGUCACACCCUUUUUUUCUGAAUCCUUUUCGAACAAAGCGAAAAACCGCGAAAACAUUGGCAGCUGUUCCGAAACAAGUUGUUUCCAGGUAUCACAAAGCUCUCCUCGUCGACGAUUCCAGUUCGGCAAUGCGAAUUUUGAGAGAAACUGCUCCGUUGACGAUGAAAAUGAUCGGAAGACAACUCGAAAUGAGCAGGGAACAGUUGAGAGAGUCAGUUUCGGAAACAGAUAAUUUUCCCUUGAAGCCAAAACGAAUUUUGACACUGAACAUGUUUGGCUCUCGAUUUUUGUGCAAAUACUUUCAGAUGGUCCGUAAAGUCUCGAGAAGUCAUGUACAAAGCAUGUCUCGAGAAAUUUGCCCAAAAUCCGGCUCUUCUGAUCCAACUGCUCCGAACUCGUGGAAUGAUUCUGGUGGAGGCAUCGGCAAACGACGCCAUCUGGGGAAUCGGUUCGUUUUUCGAUAAAACUAUCGAUAGAUAAAUGAAACAAAUCCACAGGCCUCGAUAAAUUUGAUGAACGUGCUCAAAAAGUCGAAAAAUGGAUGGGAAAAAAUUGGCUCGGCGAAAUUUUGGACCGAAUCCGCGAGGAACUGUGGUCCAAAUCGGAAUUUAGGUACUUCGACGAUAAAAUAAAAUUGUGUCAUGUUUUAACUGAAUUUCAGUGCGGAAAGACGUCAAGCCGAGUCGGAAGACCUUCCGACAAGAUGUCGCUUUUUGCAAAACCCUUAAUAUACCCCUGAAAACAGUUCCGUGAUAUUGUUUAUUUCCGAAAAUUUCCGCUGAUACUUUGAACCCGGUGAAAUAAACAAAAAACAAGAAAAGUUUACGAAUUUCUGGAAAUUUGAUAUCGUAAAAGUAUUGGGCCGUAUAAAAAUGGACCCAACGAGAGUAUUUUAUCAUUUCCAAACGAAUAUUAUGAAGUUCUUGCUCGUCGCCUAUUUUCAUUGGCUCAGCCAUCAGUGCUCCGGCUGGAAAAGACGUGGAGCCGGUGGCGGUGAAGAGAAACGAAAAAGCGCUGACUGUGGAGGCGUUUGACGGAUACGUCGGCCUUCUGAAGAUGUUCAAGGACUUUUUCCCCGGAGAUCUCGUUUCGGCUGUUGACAAUGUGAGUUUAUCGAAUUCUCCAGAUGAUUUCGGUUUUUUUGAGCGUUGGCGGGAAGCUGUAGCAUUUUUUUGAAAAAAGUUACGAUUUUUCAAAGUUGAGCAACGUUUUUCUCGAAUCGCUGGGUCAAUCGGCAACCGGGACGCUUUGCAACUGCCCAUGCCGGUUGCAAAACGUCUCUCUGACUGAAAAAUAGCCAAAAAAAGAGGAGAAUAUUGAACUGAACCCAAUUUUCCAGCUGAACAUCACGCAGAAAGGCGAAGUGGUCUCGUUCCUCUCCAACUGGUUCCAAGAUCAUCUGCAGACGCCGAACACGACUUCGGAAGUGGUGGAUCUGCUCAAAACGCAUCUUCCGUCCGUCUACGACCGCAUUCACACCCUCAACACGACGUUCUACACCAAAUUCAACGCGCUCAAGCCCGAAUCGCAGACGAUGCUGCGCGAGUGGAAGGCCAAGGCGGUCGGUCUGUUCGGGGACCGUCCCGCCGGCGAGUCGGCCGCCCAGAACCUCCAGCUACUACGCGACUUUGCCACAAGCAUCCGCGACGUCGAUCCCAGCAUCCGUGACGACCUGAAGACGCAGUUCCCGUCGGCGGUCGCUCUCACCGAGGGCUUGGGCUUCACCGUCUUCACCACUCUGGUCAUGGUCGUUCAGAAGAUUCUCGAAGCGGCCGCACAACCGGCGCAGGCGAUUCUGGCCACCGGAAUACCUGUCGAGUGCGCUCUGCCCUUGGACUGA
Caenorhabditis sp. 36 PRJEB53466 is the source of this 2045-nucleotide messenger RNA. NCBI's taxonomy places the organism in Eukaryota, Metazoa, Nematoda, Chromadorea, Rhabditida, Rhabditidae. The record is from the annotation of a GenBank genome assembly.